AUGUAUACGGCGUUUUACAAAUCGGACCAAAAAUACAAUGUUUUGGUCUUCAAUCUGAAUGAAGAGCACAAACAUAGACUCGAAGGCAUUCAGUUCUAUGGGAGCACUGAAUACAGUGAUGGCACUAAGUUUGGCGUUUGGGUCUUCGAGAACGGAUUCUUUAUCAAUAAGGGCUCCAGAGGUUGGGAUAACUGGGCUAUGAUUGGCUCGUUUACCAAAAACAGGUCCGGAAAUAUUGUCACAUUCAGGAAA
This is a messenger RNA of Medioppia subpectinata, 252 nucleotides long. The record is from the annotation of a GenBank genome assembly. NCBI's taxonomy places the organism in Eukaryota, Metazoa, Arthropoda, Arachnida, Sarcoptiformes, Oppiidae.